CACAAAUAUUAUAGCAAUAUAAAACAUUGCUAGACGCAAUAAAAAUCGUCAAGUUUUGUUUGUUUGUUUUUAUUGCAAUUGCUAUGUUUCUGAAUAAAUACCAAAAGUUAAUCAUGCUUUUUAUAUGUUGCUUCUGAUCUUGAGCAGGUUAUGGCCUUGAUUUAAAGUGUAAUGAAGGCAGAGGUCAUACCAUUAUCACAGUAAAGAUGGCAUUUAAAGGUCCCGCUAGUAACUUUUAAAGCAGAAACAUUGGGCGCACAUACUUUGCUUAAUGGCAUAUCAUCCAGAUUUAUCGGACAGCGUCUUUUAUAAAUUAAAAAAAUGUAUUUGUUAAAUACGACACAUUUCCUCGUUUAAGAAGUAUGAUGGCUGAUCCCGAUCAAAUAUUUUCAAUAUGUUGUGAAAUCUAGGCCAUAUCAUGUAUAUAUUUCCAAAAAGUGAGAAAAAAAACUAACACUUACGAAGAGAAAUAACAAUGCAUUUUUUAUUCGAAGAUACAGCAUGAUUUCUAAUAGAAAAUAUAUGUGUGCAAAUAAAUCUUAGAGCAAUUGAAAACAAACCUUAGCCAUUGAAUUUGAAUGGGUAAUGUUCUUGUCAAGUUGAUAAAAGUAUAUAGCAAGAGUCAUUCAUAUAUAAUGCACCCCUUCCACAUACACACACAUUUUUUUUUCUUUCCUUUAAUAACUUUUUAAAAACACAACAUGAUAAGUUUUAAUUUCAAUAGAAAACUAAGAAUAAUAAGGGUAUCGGUCCUCAAAUAAAUCUAAUCUUGGCAUCGGUAUCCUCAGGACAUAACUGUUUAGGAGCAUUGAUGUAAAAUGGCACCGUUAUGCUCAAUAGUCUUUGAACAUGUAUAAUUAAAAUUGCUUCCCUAACCACAAUUGGCAAAAUGGCAAAGUACAACUUCAAAUUCAGUGCGUUAAUUAAUGAAUUAUUUUAUUUUACAACAUAUAGCUGAGGUUUUUUUAAUCAUCUUUGUUCGGAAGUAAAAAAAAAUUAAAUGGCCAUGACAAUCUAGCCUCGCUCAGAAAUAGUGUUUAUCGGGUGUUUACACACUCAAUAGCAAGACAGGUAAAGCUCAAAUUGUUUCCUUUUAAAGAGUUUAUUAAAAGCGCAGAAGGAGCUUAUCAGGUGACAUGCAUUUACCGGUAAUAUCAUUGAUCGUUUGAGGAUUUUAAUAGUAGAUAUAACGUUGACCGAUUUUGUACUUAAAAGGCUACCUGCAGGUGUGAGAAAAGGAUGUGGAGAAUUCUGAAAUAAGUUGUUCACUGUAGUAAAAAUGGAUACAAUAGCUAAAAGUUUGAAAGAAGACUAUUUGACAUGUGUGAUAUGCUACGAACUAUUUAUAGAACCCAAAAGCUUGCCAUGUCUUCAUACAUUUUGUAAAGGUUGUCUAGAAAUCCUAUUGGACAAAUCGUCAAAUAAAUCAGAAUUGACCUGUCCAACAUGCAGAGAAACGUUUCCAAUAUCAUCUAAAUCGGUGUCUUCUUUGAAAACAAACUUUAUCUUUAAGGACAUAAUCACUAGAUUGUCUCCCUCUAGAAAACCUUCGUCAACACGAUUGUGCUCCUUCUGUAUUCUGCAUUCUAAAGAGGUUGAGGCUACCCACAAAUGCGUAACAUGCUUAGAUUUAUUAUGUUCCUUCUGUGUGCGACAUAGGCAUCUCUUCACCAGACAGACUGCAUAUCAUAAUGUUGUCAGUCUGAGCGAUUAUUUGGCGGGAAACUAUAAGAAAGAGAAAGAUCAUGAAAUACUUUGCGAACGACAUCAAGAGAAAAUACGAUUCUUUUGCCCGCAGUGUUUAGUUCCAAUCUGUAGUGAAUGCGCUCUGAUGGAACAUAGAUAUCAUGAAUAUAUUCCAUUUGCACAGGCAAGAAAUAUCAUUGAACAGGAGGUGGAUAAAUUGUUUAAAAUAUCAAAAGCAAAGCAAGAAAAGCUUAAAGAAACGCAACAAUAUCUUAGUUCAAAAUCGGAAGAAGUAUCAUCAAAUGAAAGUUCCCUUUUAGCUAGUGUUGAUUCAAAAUUUAAGGAAAUUCAGUCUAAGAUGAACAAAUAUCGUCAGCAAAUAGAGAAAUUGAUUCAGAGAGAGUGCAAUGCAGAAACUGAAAAAGUCAAUGCCAUUUUAAAAGAAAAUGUGAAUUUUCAAGAGGGCUUAAAAGAAUCGGUGUUGUUCUGUGAGAACAUUCUGUCCAAUAGUACUGAUUUGGAAGCUGUUUACUUCUUCGACGAUAUGAAAUCGUCUUUGUUGAAAUGUUUAAAUCGAGAUGAAAAGGAAUACCAGGGUUCUUUUCAACGUUUAGAGACCAAUGUCAAAAACAAAAUCGAUAGGCUUUUAAAUGUAGUAGAGACUUUUGUUGACGAUAAAGCAAAUGUUAAAGUCGGGGUGAAGUCUGGUACCUUAUCUGUAGUAGACAAAGGAACAAAUACAGUGUCCGAAGAUGAAACAUGCAUUGAAAAUGGCAACGUCAAGACAAGAAAAAGUAAAACACUACCUGAGAGAAAAGACACAGAAACAGCCUCGAUGAUUAUUGCAUCCAAAGAUCGAGCUAGCAUUGAAGGACGAAGUAAAGAUACACAAGAGAGAAAAUCAGCCAAUGAAUCAAAGUCAAAGAGUCAAAGCACACUCCACACAGACAAGGCACAAUGUCAAACGUCUAUUGUACCAAAAUGUUUAAAAACAUAUGACUUAUCGGAUGUAUCAAACAAAGAUGAAAGAUGUUACACUUCCGUUACAUGGAUUGACAAAACGUCUUUUGCCAUCGCCGACGAACAAAACCAAACUGCCAUCAUCAUCAGCAACGUACAUGGAAAUACAAUAGUUCGUUCCCAUUCAGUCAAAGGAAUUGUUGCUAUUGCUUUUUUCCAUGAUUAUCUUGCAUGUAAGACACAAUCAGGGGACAUAUUUAUCUAUUCUUAUCCGGAAUGGAAAUUGGAAAGAACUUUCAAGGGAGCUUACGCACUCUCAUCACGCUCAUCUGAGUUGAUAUGGGUUACGAAAGAAAAAAUUAUAAUUUUCGCAAAUAACUCUAUUGAGGAAAGGAACAUAAAGGACGAAGAUGGGAAUUCUUUUGUAUUUAGAAGACCUUUCCAAUUUUGUUGUCUACCUAAUAAGUCCUUUGCAAUUACAGACAAGGUUCUCGAUUGUCUGUUUAUAAUAGAUCAAAGCGAACACAUUUUAGCCAGAAUCAAGCUACCUGGACAUAUCCGGGCUCUUUCGUGUGACCAAGAUAAUCGCAUUUAUAUGACCUGUUACGAAACCAACUCCAUCUGCAUUCUCGAUACGAACGGAACUUGUUUGAGUACUAUCUCUUUGAAAUGUAUUCUGAAUAAGCCACGAACAAUAUCUGUUCAUAGUGAAGAAGCAAUUUUGGUGACAAACAAGUAUGAGGUUGUGCUCCUUUCGCUAAAGUGAUACCUUUUAUAAUCGAGUUAAUGAAAUUAAGAACAUUGCAAAUAUCUAAACAAAGUUUUAAAAUUAAAAAAGAAGAUAUAAAAAUUGAAAACAGCGUAGAAAAUGUAGAGGAUCCAGCAAAACAACAAGUGAAGAGUCGGUUUUGACCCUGUUGCAAAAGAACUGGCUAGUUGCGUAUCUAGAUGAAAAGCUAUGUAUUGUGCUGCUUUUUAAGACUUUGCAUGAUAACGAUAUUUAGUUGUGCUUGUUAUUGUAGAACAUUUAUAAAGGAAAGACUGUAAGUGAAACUAAAAAAUUGCUGAGUUACCAGGCAGUGAGUAAUUCAAUGUGCACUUCAUGAGAGUAACUUACUUAAUCUUGUAUUCCUGUUGAGUAAACAUGGAUCCUAGCUGUGUUGCAAUACAUUUUUGUUAAAUCCAAUGCACUGCAAGACACUUGCCAUGAAUAAUGUUUAAGAUUGUCAAAUGCCUUUUAAAAUUUGACAGCUUUGCAUGUUAGAUGGACUUUAAGUUAACGACGUAAUUAUGAUGAAACAAAUUUUAGAGCAUUUUUUUUUUUAUAAUUGAAUACUUGUUCAAUGGAAACAAGACAAUAUUUGAAUUAAUAAUCCUCGGAUGCCCAUGUGUCGUUACAAUAAGAAUUUGUGCCACAUAAGGUGCAUGGUUAAAUUUGUUCUUUUAAAUCAGUAAUAACAAAAAUAUAAAGGACUUUUGUUUCUUCGUAUGACUAUCACAUUAUAUUCAUUCUUUUUUUCAUCAACCUCGGACUAAAUCUCGCGAGAUACGCCAGGAAAACAAAAGGGACAGACUCUAGGACCGCACCGAAUUAAGGACCUCCGAUGACAAUAUCGUACAGGUUUAUAGCUUGUCAUGAUUUCAAUAGAUUAUUUAUCGAUAAGCAAAUAUUAAAUGGUGUGCUAUAUGUAGACACAGACUGAUGAUUCAUGUAACUGAUUCUUUAUUAUUAUUUACCCAAGAAAUGCUAGUUAAUCAGUUAGAAUAAAAAAAAAUUCUCUAUAAUAACCAAACAGACUGUACUGGUGUUAGCAAAGAGGGGAAAAUGGUUCACGUUUCAAUUUGUAUAAAUUUAAAUUUCAGAUUUUCCAUGCAGACUUGAUUAGUAAUUGUAAAAUUGUAAAAUAUUUUAUUCGACAUAUACAUGUAUCAUAUCAUUUUAUAUAUCUGAACAUCAACUGUCUAUGUAUUAUGAAAAAUAGAAAUGUACAUGUGUAGGAUAUAAAUAAAUUGAACAAUAAAUUUUGA
Magallana angulata is the source of this 4674-nucleotide messenger RNA. RefSeq names its product E3 ubiquitin-protein ligase TRIM56-like. Lineage: Eukaryota; Metazoa; Mollusca; Bivalvia; Ostreida; Ostreidae. Gene Ontology annotation, cellular component: chromatin; nucleoplasm. Gene Ontology annotation, biological process: positive regulation of DNA-templated transcription. The record is from RefSeq and is a predicted model, not a curated record. Gene Ontology annotation, molecular function: ubiquitin-protein transferase activity; zinc ion binding. The transcript has 2 exons. Bases 1280 to 3412 code for a protein of 710 amino acids.